AUGUCCACGUCUAAAGAUUCUGAUAAACUAUCUGAAAACCCUGAUAUGAUUGCUUUUCUGCAAGAUAUCAGAAAAAGUUCUAAAAAGGUUGUGAAAAUAGAAAUAGAUAAAGAUUCAUAUAAACAAGAAGUAAUUCUAGAUAUUGAAUUGUCAUUUUCAAAAAUUCGAUCUAAAUUGUUAGAUCUUUAUAAACAAAAUCCAAAUGAGCGUAUAUGUCUUUAUAAUAAUAUGUUUUUUGUCGAUAAAGCAGGUAGCCAUAUCAGCAAAGACCAAGAAAGUGAACAUAAAUUAAAACAAUAUCGACUUGAAUAUGAAUUAAAAUGGAGAAUAGACACUACUACUGAAAUCAUGCAUGGGAGAAAUUUAAAUGUUAAUAUAGGAGUUUCUUCUAAAUUAUUUUUUUCACUAUCUGCUAGCAUUAAAAUAUCAGGCAAAAAAUCAAAAGAAAAUACAAACCACAGGCAAAUAUCUGAUACAAAUGAUAUUAGGUUGAAUAUGCAAGCAAAAGUAAAAAUAACUUGUAAAGAAGUUAUACUAUCACUAAAUUUUGAACAAGAUGUUGAAGAUGCUUUGAAAUGUUCUGAUACUAACAAGCAAAUUGAUAAAAUUCAUGAUAUCUGUAAAAAAUAUGGAGAUUUUUGGGCACAAGAAAUAUUUUUAGGUGGAAAAACUCAUAUAAGUCAAACAGUUACCAUUAAAAAGAAGAGCAAACAAAGGAACUAUAAUGCAAAUGAAUCGAAUAUUAAUGAAUCUAAAACAACAUAUACAUAUAUCGGAGAAGACACUAAUAAAGCUUACUCAAAUCCUGAAGCAUGGAAUAAAUCUUUGAAGAAUCCUGCUAAUUGGGGAGUUAUAAAAUGUCAUAAUAAAGUUUCAAUAUUUGAAAUUCUGGGAGAUGAACGUUGCAAAGAAAUUCUUAAAAUUUUGGGGAAAAAUUUUCUUUAUGCUAAAAUAGAUCAAAAUAUAUUUUCUACAUUUGCUUCAAAUCAAAGAUAUUAUCUACAUAGUUUUGAUAUACCUAAAAAUAUAAAUCUUAAAGAUUGCCAGAUUUUUGCAACAAUAAUAAAAGAUUUUAAAAAUCUAGAAGGAAUUAAGAGUCAACUUGUUUCGAGCAAAACAUUCCAAAUAACUCCCAAAAUUUGCAAUGAGCAUGAUUACAAUAAAACUUAUCACAUAAUUACUAACACAAUAAGAUGUGAUUCUCUUAAAAAAGAUCCACUUAAAAUGGAAAUAUCAACUGUGAAACGCAUUAUGUCAGUUGUUGAUUGGUCAAAGUUGACUAUAAGUGAGCUUAAGGAUCUUUGCAUAUCAUGUAGUCUGUCAUCUGGAGAAAAUAAAGAGGAAUUGGGUAAAAGGUUGUAUGCAUAUUUUGAUGUGAAAAGAGGGAAAGCAUCAAAUGCAGAUAUAGGAAAUGGAGAAGGAUAUGAAGGGCCAGAUGAGAUCGAUGAAAGAGAUUGGAGGAAUGGUAAGUUCAUAUAUUUAGAUGGUGAUGAUAUUGACAUAAAGUCACAAGAGACAAAUAGUAAGAUUAGAGACGAAUUAGCAAAUCACUUGCAGGGGAAAGAGAGGAUUGAAUCAGUGCCAGUUGAUGUUUUCUUAUCAGCAUUGGAAAUUAUAGAGAAAAAGAUGAAUAGAAAUUUUGUCGUUUUGCACAAGGAGAUGCAAGAAGAUGAGUUGUUAGAUGAGGCAUGGCUGAAGGUCAGAUUGUCAAAGCAUGUGAUCAGCACAAAAGGAAAUUCAAGUAUUCGAGAUAAUAUUGAGACUAGAGCUAUUACUUUGAGACUUGCUAAUAAUAGGGGAUGGAGCACAGCAUUGCAGAUAGUUGGUAAUAAUAACAAGAUGAUGGAGAAAUAUAAGAAUCAGAUUGCUGUUGUAGGACAAUUGGGACCUCCAUUACACUUUUUUGAUAAUAGUUAUAAUGUAAGAGAAGAGACAGAAAACCUUCCUUUUGUGGAAGGAAUGGUGAUAGUUCCUCAGAUCGCAUUAGAACAAUCACAUGCUAUUAUUGUGGAAGCAUCGGUCACAUCGCCUCCAAUUGUCUAUCUUCAGGCUUCCAGGGCUCUAAUAAAUCCAAAAAUGAAGACUGACUAUACUUGA
Dentiscutata erythropus is the source of this 2097-nucleotide messenger RNA. The record is from the annotation of a GenBank genome assembly. NCBI's taxonomy places the organism in Eukaryota, Fungi, Glomeromycota, Glomeromycetes, Diversisporales, Gigasporaceae.